CGCGCUGUGGGCUCUGCUUGAUCUGUUGUUUGCGCAACAAUCACAUUUUUCUUUUAAGCGACAGGGUGUCUAGACACACACGUGACCGGGCGCGUCAAUGCGCACUGGAGACGGAGCAAGGGCACCCAAACCAUCCGCCUCAUUUACAGACAGAGAGCCUUUUACCCCCCUCGAGAUCACUCGCCGACUCGCUUUUUCUUCCACAACACAGACACGAAAAACUUCGUGUGAGAUACGAGUUUCGGAUUAUUUGAUUUUUUCUUUUUUUCUUUCUGAGGGUAUUCGGCUUUACUAAAAUAGGUUACGAGGCUCGGUUGCGUGGACGUAACCCGAGGGUCUCUCUCUCUCUCUCUCUCUCUCUGACUCUGCCUCUCUCUCUCUCUCUCUCUUUGCUUUCAAACGCAACUCAACUCGGGUGAGAGAUUCAGUCCUGGAUUUGCUCCCUGGCUCUUUGGACGAGGUUCAUUCUUGCCAGCAGACCACAUCCUCUGCAGACGAGUGGCAUAUUUAGACGAUAACCGAUAUAUAUAUAUAUAAAUAUAAAACAAGCCUCCGCACAAGCUUGCUGGAGAGCCCUACUCUGUGCAGUCGGAUCAAGGAUUUUGUGGAUUAAUGCUCUUGAAGACACAGCGACACAGCUUCGGUUUUUCCAUGGGAUAAUUGUGAAAGCUUUUCGGCUUAAUUAGGCCCCCAGUUUGUCUCAUUUCUACUACAGCUCAUGCGCGUACAUAGAAAUAUGUUUUGACUGUUUAUAUGCUGAAAAUCGGACACGGAGCGUGUUUUUUUUUUUUUUUUUAAGGGGGUCAGUUCACGGCGCUAGGCUCGCACAUCACCAAGUGAAUAAUUGGAGCACAUUGAGGCUACAUGCCGCUGAUUUCCACUGCCGUUAUAGAGGUUUAUAAGCUGUGAGAUUCAUUAUCAUAGGCUCCGUCUUAAACGCCUGGAGGUGAUGGUUAUUUAUCCCCGGGGGACAAGCUGACUGUCCCGUGAUCCUCCACUGCUUUUCGUUGAUCAAGUCUGCAGGAGACAGCAUCAGAGACUGGCGUAUGCUACAGAUUUCCUCUGCUUCUCCAGCUCCCAGUUUUUCCACCGUAUAUUCUCAGGCUGCUUGUCAUUGCCUGGACUCGGAUCCCGGAAUCUUCAUGAUUUGCGGACACCAUGCUCGUUUUUUAGCCGGGGAACCCUCUUUUCGUCCCGCAUGUUUAGGACCAAACGAUCGGGGCUCGUCCGGCGACUCUGGAGGAGCCGUGCGCCCGUGGAGGGCGACGGGGAGGCGGAUAGAGGGACGCAUGGCUCCGGGGGCUGCUGCAUGGGCAAAACGACAAAGGUGGCCAAGUCCAACGCCGGGUCGGAGGCUGAAUUGAAGGCGUUGACCCACUCGAUACUGAAAAAGAUCAAAGAGAAACAAUUAGAGGUGCUUUUGCAAGCGGUGGAGUCCAAGGGGGGUGCCCGAAGCCCCUGCUUGCUCUUACCCAGCAAAGUGGACGCCAAAGUGGGUCAACAGUCUUACUCUCUCCCCAUGCUGCUCUACAAAGUGUUCAGGUGGCCGGACCUCAGGCAUUCCUCGGAGCUGAAGAGGCUGUCUUGCUGUGAAUCCUACGGGAAAAUCAACCCAGAGCUCGUUUGCUGCAACCCGCACCACAUGAGCAGACUUUGUGAACUCGAGUCCCCUCCUCCUCCAUAUUCGCGCUAUCCCAUGGACUAUCUUAAACCACCAGAUUCUCCAGACUCUGGACCUUCAUCCAGUGAUACUGGGGGAACGACAUAUUCAGCCCCUGUGGGGCUUUCAGAUUCCCUGGCGUUGCAGGAGUCUGGCGAUCGGGCCCAUUGGUGCGUGGUGGCAUACUGGGAGGAGAAGACACGCGUUGGGCGCCUCUACUCAGUCCAGGAGCCCUCUCUGGACAUCUUCUAUGAUCUACCUCAGGGGAACGGCUUCUGCCUCGGCCAGCUCUGUUCUGACAACAAGUCCCAGCUGGUGCAGAUGGUGCGGGCCAAGAUUGGCUAUGGCAUCCAGCUGACGCGUGAGCCAGACGGGGUGUGGGUCUACAACCGCAGCUGCUACCCCAUCUUCAUUAAGUCGGCCACACUGGACAACCCAGACUCACGCACGCUGCUGGUGCACAAGGUGUUCCCCGGUUUCUCCAUCAAAGCUUUUGACUAUGACAAGGCCGGCAGCCUGCAGAGGCCGAACGACCACGAGUUCACACAGCAGCCUCGCACAGGCUUCACGGUGCAGAUAAGCUUUGUGAAAGGCUGGGGACAGUGCUACACCAGACAGUUCAUCAGUAGCUGCCCAUGCUGGUUGGAAGUCAUUUUCAACACCCGAUAGCAGCAGCCUUCCUCUUCUUCACCCACCUCGCCUCUUUUGCCCUUCACAAACAGACUACACCCACUUUUCCUUUUUUUUUUUUGUUCCAGAGGUUCAAACAGAGAAAAAAGAACGUUUUAAAAGAAGAAGAAAGUAUAAGAUUCUGAUGGACUUUGUUUAAUAAAUGACUAAGAUUUAAUUAAAUAAAAUAAGAAGCGAAAA
Messenger RNA from Larimichthys crocea (large yellow croaker), 2530 nucleotides. It is a transcript of the gene smad7, whose product is annotated as SMAD family member 7. The transcript has 4 exons. Gene Ontology annotation, cellular component: heteromeric SMAD protein complex. The record is from RefSeq and is a predicted model, not a curated record. Gene Ontology annotation, molecular function: I-SMAD binding; transcription regulator inhibitor activity. The coding region runs from base 1199 to 2329 and encodes 376 amino acids. Lineage: Eukaryota; Metazoa; Chordata; Actinopteri; Sciaenidae. Gene Ontology annotation, biological process: cell differentiation; anatomical structure morphogenesis; SMAD protein signal transduction.